Messenger RNA from Bradysia coprophila, 636 nucleotides. RefSeq names its product zinc finger protein 706-like. The record is from RefSeq and is a predicted model, not a curated record. Lineage: Eukaryota; Metazoa; Arthropoda; Insecta; Diptera; Sciaridae.
CUGUCAUUGAUGUCAGUGCAGAAAAUCUGGUAACUCUGAUAAAUUCGCUAAACAGGCCAGAGAGGAGAUCAUAUAUUUUUCCACAAAACUACAGAUUUAUUACUCGUUUUUCCCUAUCCAUUUCUCGUUCAUUUAAACAUUUGCUACUAUCAUCUUAAAGAUUAAAAAUGGCACGUGGACAUCAAAAACUUCAAUCGCAAGCCAAGACUCAAGAAAAAACUGCCAAACUUAAGAAACAACAGGGACACAGUGCUACAGAACAGAAGAAAGCCGCUCAGAAAGCCUUGGUUCAUGCCUGCGCCGUGUGCAAGGCACAAAUGCCCGAUCCGAAAACAUACAAGCAGCACUUUGAAAACAAGCAUCCCAAGAAUGACCUACCGGUUGAAUUAAAAGACGUGGUUGCCUAACACAGCGUCGGAUGCAUCGAAUUUACAAGUUUAAUUAAAUUUCUUUCCCUUUUUCUUCAUUUGAUGAGAUAUUGAUAUUCCUGACUGCAUUUCACAUUGGAAAUGAUAAUUUGGUGCGUUGUGCGUUCGGAAUAGGAAAUUGCUUUUCUUGAAUGUAAUAAAAACCAUUUGAUUUUUUUAAUUAUUUCAAAGACAAAAUAAAUGUAAUCUUUCAACAGCACUGACUAAA